Molecule: messenger RNA, 2610 nt
Organism: Lytechinus pictus (painted urchin)
Lineage: Eukaryota; Metazoa; Echinodermata; Echinoidea; Temnopleuroida; Toxopneustidae
Product: receptor-type tyrosine-protein phosphatase F-like
Exons: 12
Coding region: 1-2610 (869 amino acids)
Molecular function (GO): protein binding
Source: RefSeq, a predicted model, not a curated record
AUGAUCAGAAUAGUACUUCUCUCGAAUCCAGCAGGAAUUCAGGAAGUAAUCGUCAUUGUCCUCAGAAAUAAUCAGAUCCAGCGUCUGGCCACACCUGUGGAUCCAUCUGGUCCUCCUACAAAUAUCCUUUCAACUGGCACCAGGAAACGAAGUAUUACCUUUACUUGGGAUAAACCAGAUUGUGGUUAUCGAAAUGGACCAAUUACAAGCUACGACGUUAUUCUAUCCAAUUCAACAGGAGGCUUAGUACAUCAAAGUAAUGUGUCGGAUAGUACAAGACCCCAGACAACAAUAGAUGGCCUCAUCCCAUAUUCAAAUUACAGUAUCAGAAUCAGAGCAUGGAACUAUGAACUACCAGGGGCCAGUUAUUCUCCAGAGUUUUGGGCACGGACUGAAGAAGCAAAGCCUGGACCACCCAUACGAGUAAAUCUUCCAGCUUCAGACCAGGAGAGCAUCACAGUGGAAUGGAUGUCACCAAACCCUCCUCUGGGAAGGAUAAUAGGUUAUUACGUUCUCUAUUGGGAGACGGAUGAUAGUAGUGUCACACCUAUAGUCAGGAAUGUUAGCUUUACGUGUGGAGAUGGUCAAUGCUCUGACAUCAAUCAAAGGUUUUCGGUGAUAAUCCCUGAUCUUCGGCCGGACACAAAUUAUUCCGUCCAGGCAAGUCUGAUUCUUGAUUUUACUUUUAUCUCACAAUUCGUUGUAGAAGCGGAGACAAUACUUGGAGUUGGUAACCCGAGUCCAGACCAACCUUUGAUUAGGCUUACAUCAGAAGGCACUCCCUCUGCAAUUGAGUCUGUGUCGUACACUUCUUUUACACACUCCUUGCGCUUUGAGUGGGAUGAACCUUCGUGUGAAAACCUACAUGAUGAUCUAAAGGAAUACCAGUAUGAUCUCUAUGACACUGACAGAAAUAUGUAUAUUAGGUAUCAAAUAUCGGUACGAGUUAACUAUGUACUUAUCCCUGGACUUGAUGCUUGCACCAAUUAUCGCUUCAGAGUAAGAGUAGUUACCGCCACCAAUAAUAAGAGUAGAUGGCUUAUGAAGUUCGCACAGACAAAUGUAUCAGGACCUGCAAGUGUAGAAUCCUUACAGACGUCAUCAUCUAUCACCCAAAUUGUUGUCAGCUGGGAACUGUCAUCAUCAAGCCUAUGCUCUCCUGACAGCUUCAUCAUACGUUAUAGCCUCUAUCAAAAGCUGGCCUGUCCAUCACCAGACACAACACCAACUGAAUAUGAAGUGAGCACCACCUCUACACGAUACACGUUAGUUGGUUUGGAGCCAUACUCGCGGUACAGCAUUGCGGUUAUAGCAGUUAAUGGUGUUGGGCAGAGUGAACCGAUGACUGAAACUACGGAUACCGGACCUGGAGCUCCCUCUGCAAUUGAGUCUGUGUCGCACACUUCUUCUACACACUCCUUGCGCUUUGAGUGGGAUGAACUUUCGUGUGAAAACCUACAUGAUGAUCUAAAGGAAUACCAGUAUGAUCUCUAUGACACUGACAGAAAUAUGUAUAUUAGGUAUCAAAUAUCGGUACGAGUUAACUAUGUACUUAUCCCUGGACUUGAUGCUUGCACCAAUUAUCGCUUCAGAGUAAGAGUAGUUACCGCCACCUAUAAUAAGAGUAGAUGGCUUAUGAAGUUCGCACAGACAAAUGUAUCAGAACCUGGAAUUCCCAAUAUUGAACAAAUUACCAAACAUCAGGAAGUCGCAGGCGCUACAGGUUUUACAGUCACCUGGGAUCCUCCUUCUUCUCCUCCAUGCGAGCCCACACACUAUCAAAUCCAGUAUUAUAUUUAUCAAGGCGAUAUGUGUGAGGAUAUACCCAGCCAGCCUCAAUUAGGCCUAACUUCAGCAGGGUCUGUCAAUGGAUCAACCUUCACCUUCAACAUUCUGGAGUUACGUCCAAACUCUGAAUAUAUGGUGUUUGUGAGAGCCAAAACAAGCAGCGGCUACGGUAAUUCCGAUUCUCGAAAAGCUGUCACAGGACAUUCAUAUCCAUCUGGUCCUCCAACUAAUGUCCAUUCAACUGGCACCAGGAAACGAAGUAUUACCUUUACUUGGGAUAAACCAGAUUGUGGUUAUCGAAAUGGACCAAUUACCAGCUACGAUGUUAUCCUAUCCAAUUCAACAGGAGGCUUAGUACAUCAAAGUAAUGUGUCGGAUAGUACAAGACCCCAGACAACAAUAGAUGGCCUCAUCCCAUAUUCAAAUUACAGUAUCAGAAUCAGAGCAUGGAACUAUGAACUACCAGGGGCCAGUUAUUCUCCAGAGUUUUGGGCACGGACUGAAGAAGCAAAGCCUGGACCACCCAUACGAGUAAAUCUUCCAGCUUCAGACCAGGAGAGCAUCACAGUGGAAUGGAUGUCACCAAACCCUCCUCUGGGAAGGAUAAUAGGUUAUUACGUUCUCUAUUGGGAGACGGAUGAUAGUAGUGUCACACCUAUAGUCAGGAAUGUUAGCUUUACGUGUGGAGAUGGUCAAUGCUCUGACAUCAAUCAAAGGUUUUCGGUGAUAAUCCCUGAUCUUCGGCCGGACACAAAUUAUUCCGUCCAGGCAAGUCUGAUUCUUGAUUUUACUUUUAUCUCACAAUUCGUUGUGAUUUCCUAA